Molecule: messenger RNA, 1248 nt
Organism: Rotaria sordida
Lineage: Eukaryota; Metazoa; Rotifera; Eurotatoria; Philodinida; Philodinidae
Source: the annotation of a GenBank genome assembly
AUGUUAACACCACUUGGCACUAAAAAAAAUAAUAGUAAAACUUCAACAGAUUAUUAUGAUACACAACAACAUUAUUGUCCAAUAUCAAUUAAUAAUGAUUCAAAUAAUCUUCAACAUUAUCGUACAUCGAUUUAUGAAACAAAUCAUUACUAUACACUUUCACCAAGAUAUUCACAUCAACAAAUUAAUAAUCAUAUUAAUGAAGAAGAUUCAAAUAAUCAAGUUUCAUCUACAGUUUAUAUACCAACUGAUCAUCAUCAACAUUAUUCAUCUGAAGGUCAUGUUAAUGAAAUGUUAUAUUCACAAAAAUCAUCACAUCAACAAAUAACAACACCAGUGUAUGAUUAUAAUUUAUCAUCAAUUCCACCUCAUCCAUCAAAUACAAUAUUUCAUCAAAAUUCAAAUUAUGUUCAAUCAUCUGUUGAACAAACAAAUUGUAGUACAAGCAAUAGUAUGGAUUAUCUAAUACCUUGUUUACCAUCAGAUGGAACUUGUCGAUCCGAUUCUAUUGUUGUUGAAUUAAUCAAUCGACCAUUAUGGUUGAAAUUUGCUGAACAUACACUUGAAAAUAUUGUCACAAAAACUGGUCGUCGUAUGUUUCCAACUCUUGAAUUUAAAGUCUAUGGAUUAAAACCUGAAGCAACAUAUGAUAUGUAUGUUGAUAUAGUUUUAGUAGAUGAUAAUCAUUGGAAAUUUAAUUCUGGUAAAUGGAUACCAUCUGGACAAGCUGAACAAUGUCAAAAAACAAAUCAUUGUUAUUUACAUCCUGAUUCACCAAAUAGUGGAAUUCAUUGGAUGAAACAUGAGAAAAUCUCAUUUUCUAAAUUAAAAUUAACAAAUAAUAAACAAUUAUCAAUAAAUCAUUCACAAAAUCAAAUGACAAUUAUUCUUAAUUCAAUGCAUAAAUAUAUGCCACGUUUGAAUAUUAUUGAAGUCAAUGUUCAAUCAACUGAUCCAAUAUUAUCAUCAAAUAAAAAUAGUUCAUCAAUAAAACAUACAUUUACAUUUCCUGAAACGCAAUUUAUUGCUGUAACAGCUUAUCAAAAUACUGAUAUUACUCAAUUAAAAAUUGAUUAUAAUCCAUUUGCAAAAGGCUUUCGGGAUAGUUCUGAUAAUCGAAAUAAUUAUAAUGCAUAUUCAUAUAGUUCUCCAUCACCAUCAUAUGGUAAUGAAAGUAAUCUAGCAGUUGAUUAUUAUGGAAAUAUUUAUGAAAAUCAACAAUCUUACAAAAAGAAACGAUACAAUUAA